AUGACAUUUUCUGAUAGCUCAACCUAUUCUCACCAUAUCGCUGCUGGCUGCCUGCAUGUCUCGCGGGUAGACAGUGGACUAUCAGACGAACAGUGGUUUCAACUACCCAAGCAAUGGAGCCCUUUCUUUCGAUCCGACCAAGAGCUCAACCGCCCACUUGACGCAUCAGGUGUGCAUCAUAUCGAACUGACCGAGACCCUUGACAAGUGCUACCAUUUUCCUCUAGAGCUGCAAGAACUUCUGCUCAAGCUUGCUCUGGCCCCAUUUGCAAAGCUAUUUCGGCACCACUGGAUUGAACUCGAGUUCGCAAGAAGCCAGGAUGAUGCAGACAUCAACGGUCUUAUCAGGGUCUACCUUUUACCAGAUGAUAAGGACCGAUCCUUGAUCAACCGUUCCAACAAACCUCUAAGGAGGCAUUGGAACAAUCUUCUCUCGAAGCUAGACUUUUCUGCAUCCGCAUGGAAGGGGAAAUCGAACGCCGACCGCAGUUUUCAGCCUACAUUAAUGCAGCCGCCUGACGAGGAGGGAGCAGACCCCUCACUCUUGCAGCUGUUUAACACGAUACCAUCCCCAAAACCAAGUCCCGAGUAUCUUCUGGACUCUAAUGACCGUGACUAUUGCCGGAGUCUUCUCAACUGCGAUAUCCCGGGGUUAAAAACCCAGCUCUUUUUGUACCAGCGCGAGGCUGCCGCCGCAAUGUUUCAGAGAGAAGCUCAGCCUCUGCAGUGUACAGACCCUCGGCUUUGCCACGUUGUCGACCAAAAUGGAGACCCGUGGUUUUUUGACUAUAUUACUGGCGAAGUCUUGAAGGACGGACGAUCAUAUGAAGGGGUCUCAGGGGGUAUUUUAGCAGAAGAGAUGGGUUCUGGCAAGACACUUAUUUGUCUUGCACUAAUCGCGGCAACAAGGCAGCAACCAGCCUACAGGCCUGAGAUAUACACGGCACCUAUCAUCGUUCGACCGAAACUUGGAUCGCUUGCUGACAUGGCGGCCGCAGCUGGAUCUAUGGCUUCGGUUCCAUGGCGCAGCUACUUUUCCAGAGAGCAAUGUGGGGAUCAAGAGUACACCAACUGUCUCGACAAGAUUGAACAAAACCCCGGCUGGUAUCUUAUGCCUCGUCCUGCACCUAAGCGAGUUAGCCGUCAGCCAGCAGCCCCCGAACAGUCAGACAAGGUCUACUUAUCUUGCGCAAGUCUUGUCAUUGUGCCAACCAAUUUGCUUGAGCAAUGGAAAGAUGAAAUCGUAAAGCAUACACCUGAUUUGCGCACUUUAGUCUUGACAAAAACCCGACCACCUACACCUAUACCAAAUGCUCUUUCUCUGCUGCAGUACGACGUCAUACUAAUAUCCAUGUCUCGUUUUGAGCGGCUUAUCGAGAACCGAAUUAAAGACAAACACGGCUCUUGGGUUCUUUUGUCCCCUUUGGCCCAGAUCCACUUCAAACGAAUCAUCAUCGAUGAAGGGCACGCAUUAGGUCAUUCGACUUUGGCAAAGAAGAGCAAUCUUCUACUGGUGGUUGAGCACCUUCAAACCUCUGCUCGCUGGGUUGUCACCGGUACCCCUUCGAAAGGGCUUUAUGGUGUGGAUGGUUCAUGCGCAGAACAUAACGAGCUCUCAGACAACCAGGAGCGCAAAGAUACCGAACACAUCGGCUCUAUAGCGACGUAUUACCUGAACGCUCGGCCGUGGGCCAACAAAGUUAUGGAGGAUGGCGAUACCACCGCAGACUGGCGUGUCUACGCAAUGCAGACGAAAAACAACAACGAGGUUCAGAACCACAGAAGGCAGUCUGUUCUCAAAUCGACGUUUGACUCGCUAAUCAUCCGUCAUCCAAAGUCGGAGCUCAGCCGUCUUCUCCCGAAAGUGACAGAGAGAACUGUCUAUCUCAAUGGGUCCUACCAAGACGUCAUGUCACUGAACUUGUUCGCGGCUUAUAUCAUCCUCAACAGUGUGCAAUCACAACGUGUCGAUCAAGACUACUUUUUCCACCCCAAGCAACGGAAAUAUCUCGAUGAGCUUGUUUCCAACGAAAGGCAAGCGAGCUUCUUUGGCGGAAAUUUCUUCACUGCGUCGGAUAUUCACAAGGCACUGUUGACCGCUGAGGAGUUUCUACAGAAGGGAGACGUUGUCAUCAGCAAGGAAGAUGAUUGCCUAAUCCGCGAGGCGAUUGCUUUCGGCAAGAUAGCAGAGGCCAACAAAAUUCGGGAAGUGUCUAGCCGCUGUUUCGAGGUGCCCAUAUACAUUGAACAGUUCCCGGGCAGAGAGUAUCCCGGAGUUCUGAGCUCGUGGGCUGUCGACAGCAAAGAGGGCGAUAGAAUGUGCACAAUAUCACCACUGGUUGUGAUCCUGCAGCGCUAUGUCCGUCCGUGGCUCAGUUCGCCGGAAUCACUCGACAUUGUGUUCAACUCUGGAACAUUUGCAAGUUACGGUGCAAAAGCGAGGAACAAGGCGAUGGGAGGAGUGCCUGAAAUUAUACAAUCUGGGGAAGCGCCAUCAAGCAUUGCAUUUGCCGAAAAGGACGACGAAACGUACAAAGAUGUCAGCAAACAAAAGAAGGCCCGCUCGGGGACUCUGGAGUGGGCGGAUGUAAACGAUACGUUGGAAAAGGACGAAGAGAUUGCCGAAUCGCUUACAAAAUGCCGUCUCGUUUCGACAGCUUCAGCCAAGCUGUCCUACCUCAUCGAUCAGAUUACCAAGUAUAAAGAUGACGAGAAGAUCCUGGUUUUCUACGAAACAGAAAAUGUUGGAUGGUAUAUCGCUGGAUGUUUGGAGAUGCUGCAUAUACCCCACCUCAUCUACGCAAAGAAUCUCAAGGCUGAGCGACGGGCGCAAUAUGUCGCGACAUUCAACGAGACAUCCAAGUUCAGGGUGAUGCUAAUGGACCUCAAGCAAGCGGCUUUUGGCCUCAACAUGAACUCUGCGUCGCGCAUAUACUUUGUGAAUCCUGUGCUCAACCCACAAGUCGAGGCUCAGGCCAUCGGUCGAGCAAGGAGGAUCGGCCAAAACAAAGACGUCACAGUCGAGACUUUGGUUCUACGUGGCAGCUUGGAAGAGCUCAUCGUAGAGCGCAAGAAGAACAUGACGCAGGAGGAGCACAGGCGGAUCAAAUCCAUCAUGGAUGACAAGCCUUUCUAUGAAUGGUUCCAGAAUGCCCGAAUUUUACCAUUGCCGGACGUGGCGGCCGAUGAUGGCCCAGGGCAGAUGGCACCGUUGGCAGUAUCCGUUCCGCUGUUUGGAAGAGGAUCAGGUCAAAUUAUACAUCCGGACCAGGAUCUCCUAGCUAAAGGAGAAAGGGAAUCCAGCGACACCGGCGGAGUCGCCGGCUCAUUGGGGCGUAAACGUCCCUUGUCUGAGGCGACAGAUGAGGCAGCAGAGGACGGGGUCGACAGGAAACCAAAGAAACCUGCCAAAGGUGUUCGCUUUGCGUAA
Pyricularia pennisetigena is the source of this 3429-nucleotide messenger RNA. RefSeq lists its product as uncharacterized. The transcript has 2 exons. Bases 1 to 3429 code for a protein of 1142 amino acids. Gene Ontology annotation, molecular function: ATP-dependent chromatin remodeler activity; ATP binding. Lineage: Eukaryota; Fungi; Ascomycota; Sordariomycetes; Magnaporthales; Pyriculariaceae. The record is from RefSeq and is a predicted model, not a curated record.